UACUCGGCCGACAAGGGAAUGGGUUGCAGUGUUGCGUAGUAGGAAGGAAGAUUGUUUUAUUGGUAGCAGGAUUUGUUUUUUAAUCUUAUGAGAGGAAUCAGUACGAUGAUGAGUGACACCGGUUCACGUAUCUACGUGCGCUGUGUGAGCACAUUAAUGGAAAAUGUCAGGACUAAGUGUACGAGCGGUGAUAAUGAAUUGUGAUCCUAGUAGUUGUCCUCGUUUGACAAAAGAAUCCUUGUCGAGUGUCCGUCUCUUUCCUGGUCGUUUACGUUGGUACUCGGUAAUACCGGUCUAUCGAUACGGUCAACCGUGGAAUGGCAGCAGCCUUAAAAAAGAAUCAUUCACGCAGAAGGUUGGCCGCCCUAACAUUUCUUUCGAAUAUUUCUCUCGAUGGCAGCCACCGCGAUACCAAAUUAGCUGUUCUAUCGCGGAAUAGUGUUGCUCAUACACGUACCCUAAGUGAUAGUCAGGCUCAUCAGGUUGAAGUUCGUCAGGCUGAUUUGACUGUUUCUACUGAAGAAGUUGUCGAUGACUCUACAGAAGAGCAUUUAAUAUCCUCAUCUGCAAAGCAAACAAGCUCUCCGCAAUUAGUGCCAAAAAGUGGUGAACACAAUUCAUUUAGUUCAAAUUCUGACGGGGUACUGACUCCUGCGAAGGCAGCAGUGGCUGUUUUCUUAGAACAAGAAAGAAAUUAUCCACAGCUCUCUACUGGAUUUCAUAGUUCAUUCAGAGAACGUACUGGCACAACUGGCAGUGAAUAUUCUUUACCUGAAAGGCGAGUUGGUUCUUUACAAUAUAAAAAGCGUAUAACUCAUCAAACAUCAACUCUUUCGGAAGAUAUAAAGCAUCAAUAUAACAGUUCCAAUGAAAGUAUUGGUUCUUUACGUUCAAAACCACAAUCCUCAAAAUCAAAAUCAAAGACAUCAAAUAAUAUACAAUCUGGUUCUGCAAAUAGUGGCAUAAUACCAGAAGUUACAAGAGAAUUGCGUUUAAUGCAACGACCUGUAAAUGGUUAUAAGUUUGGAGAUGAUAGAUUGGUUUUGGUUUCUAAUAAACGUGUGCCAUUUCUAAUAUUUUCUGCUCUUCCAUAUAAUAAAGGACAAAGAUCUAGUUGGUCUGAAUUGCGUAAAGACACAGGACGAAGAAAAAAUAUAUCUUCACAGAGACCAUUAUCAGCAAUUAAUGAUAAUAUUGACCCUUUUGGUUUAUUGGGAAUAGAGCGUGCUAAAGAUGGCCAGGAAAUAUCUUAUGGGCAGUUGCUUGUCCCAUCUAGACAGUUUCAAAAGGACAAAAAGUUACAUUUUAGUGAUAAUGAGGCAAUAGAACUUAUACCUAACAAACAUCCUGUAGUUUCAAGGACAAAAACUAUUACAUGGAAUGUGGAUCACUCUAAAUGGUGUCUAUCAUAUGAUACAGCUACAUAUCGUACUCAGCAUUUAACGCCCGAAUCUCCACCACUAUCUUUUAAUGCUGAUUCUAAAGCUUAUGAUUGGGAUGAGCAAUCAUUACAAUACAAUCCUAAUUUGUUGGAUGAUCCGGAACUCAUAGCUGGAAAACAUAGAACACUGCUUACAUUUACAUCAUACAUGGCAUCAGUUAUCGAUUAUGUAAGACCAUCUGACUUAAAAAAAGAAUUGAAUGACAAAUUUAAAGAAAAAUUUCCGCAUAUACAACUUACCUUGAGUAAAUUAAGAAGCUUAAAACGAGAAAUGAGGAAAAUAGCAAAAAUGGAAUAUGGUAUUGAUCUCCUAACAGUAGCAAUGGCUUAUGUAUACUUUGAAAAACUUAUUCUUCGAAAUGUUGUUACGAAACAAACGCGGAAAUUAUGUGCUGGUGCAUGUUUGCUUCUUGCAGCAAAAUUGAAUGAUGUUAAGGGUGAUGUCCUUAAAUCAUUAAUAGAGUUUUAUGCGAUUUACAGAGAAUUGAAAGUGUAUUUCGUCUAAACCGCAAGGAUUUAAUUACAUCAGAAUUUGCUGUUUUGGUGGCCUUAGAAUUUGGUUUACAUCUUCCAACAUGGGAGAUAUUUCCACAUUAUCAGAGAUUAAUAUACGAAUCUUGACCUUCUUUCACGACGUUUUUCUUACGUAGGCCCAGAACAUUUUCUUCAUAAAAUUAAAAUUUCCGAAACAAUUAUGAAAAGUACAAUACAUAGAGUUUUUUUUAUAUAAUAACGUACAAAAUUAUAAGUAAAAGGGAAUAAGAAUUUAAAAGCGAAUAGAUACACUAUGGUUACUAAUUAAUUUGUUAUUCUGUAAUAUCGUAAAAAAAUAAUAUGUUGGUAACAGUCAUAAACAGCUUGAUAGGCAUGAAUAAUUUCAGAAGGGAUAUUACAAAAUAUUUCAUUUUUUCUUAAUAUGACUAUUUACAAUAAGUGAGCUUUAAUAAUACGAAGCUCUUAUAUGAUAAAGUUGUUUAAUACUUCGUAAAUUUAUAAAUAUGCGUAUUUGUAAUUAGAGUAAUUGAACGGAAUGGUGGAAAUUGCUGCAUUGUGUGUUAUUAUGCGUAACAAGCUGUAAGAAUCACAAAUAACAGUGUAUACUUUUGAAACAUUGUAAACACUUAAAUAUGUUCAAAUCUUUUAAGUACUUAUAUAAUUUUUAAUUUGUUUUUAAUGGUCAAAAAAUUACGUUAUGUAUAGUACUUAGCGUAGUUAAUAAUUCCUUUCUGAGACACAAUAACUUAUACACAAAGAUGAUGUUAAUUAUACAAUGUUGUAGGUAAUCUGACAAACUUAUAAAGAGGAAACAACAACUGCUAAGUUUAGAGUCAAUAGAGUACUUUUAAAUCUUAGAGACAUCAGUUAUAGUGAUUUAACCAUAUAAAUGUAAAUGCUUCUUCCAAUUUUUAUAAUGUAUAAAUGAAAUUAUGUUUCCGAAGCUUUUAAAGUUCUAAGGUUUACUAUAGAUAUUAAAAAAAGAUUUUCGUGCUUUAAAAAAGUUGCAUAAAAUUUUAUUGUUUCACGAAAAGUUUAUUUUAAAAUAUAUGUAUUUAAACAUUUAAAGAUUUAAUAUUACAAAAUUUUAUUGUUGUUUUAAAUUGCUUUUAGUUUUGUAAUUCUUUUAACAUAUGAUAAAUAUCUAAUUAUAGAGUCAUUAUUUACUGGAAAAAGAUAAUUAUUAAACAUCCAAUUAUAAAAAUUAAUAUUAUUGAAGAAUAGAAAAAUUAUAGAUGAAACUACCAAUGAAGUACUUUGUUUUAAAUGUAAUGCAAAUAUUUACGAAGUUAAGUUAUACUUUUUCUUAUUAUUCAUUAUUUUAAUUGCUUUUGCAGCAAACUUGUGAUGUUUUAAAAUGGUAAAUCCCAAACAGUGUCUUAUUUUUUUAUGUUUGUUGGCUAUUAAUAGGAUGAAUAGGAGAAAGAUUGGCAAAUAUAUUAUAUAUUAUUAAUUAAUAUAUUGUAUAUUAUAUAUAUAUUAUUAGAUAUUUGACAUAAGUGGAAUCUUCUUUGAAUGAAAACUUAAUCGUUUUUUCUUCUUGUUUUCCCAUUUUUUUUAAUCUAGUCAAACCAAUUCAUAAUUCAGUUUAAUUGCUUCUGUUUAUAGCCUUUAGAGUGGUUCAUUUUUAUGGAUUAAAGUUGGCACAGAAAAUGAUUGUACAAUAUUAAGUAAUAAUAAAUUACUGCAUGUGCUUAAAGUGCUAAUUUUUGCAAUCAUGAAUAACAGUUUGCCAAAAUAAAAAAGUUACAAUCAUUUUCCUAAUUCAAUUAUGUCUUACAACUUUUUCAAAGCAUUUGAAAUAUAUGAGAUUGUAUCUAUAAUUUAGAUUCAUGUAAAUUAUAAUAUUGAGAAGUAUGCACACUAAUAAUAUAUAUGUUGCUACUUGCUUGAUUAAACAAAUUACAAAAACCAUAUUAUAAAUUAUUCAAAAUUCGUAUGAUGUAUAUCAAUAUUAUCAAGUAUCCCUUAAAAUGUAAAGUAAAACAUCAGAGAGAUGCUAUAAUAAACCCUUUGCAUAUUUGCUGUAAUCGUACUUUGUAAAUUUUCAGAGGAAUAUUUUGCUAUAAAAUUAACUUUACUCAGAUCUUCUUUUAUGUUAGCUUUCAUUUGCAUACAUAAAGAAGCACCAAAGUAUUUCAGUUCUUUAAAUACUGUUUUCACAACAAAAUUUUGUUGUGCAUGCUUUAUCAUAGAAUUUUACUUGUAAAUUUAAAUUUUGAAAUAUGUGUUAGCAUUAAAUAAUAUGAAAAGGGUACUUUUAUAAAAUAUGUAGGAAUUGUCGGCAGUAUUUAUAAUGUUUUUUAUAUUGAUGUCAUAUCUUUAUAUUAACUUUAAUAGAGAUUGUGUAUAAAAUUAUUGUGUAUAAAAAUUUCUAUUUUAAUAUAUCUUUAGUUUUAUUCGUUGAUUAAUCUGUAUUGAAUAGUAAAUAUUUUUUUAUUGUUAUAAAUAGUACAAUAAUUGUUAUAGUAUAAAAAAAUAACGAGCGUGAAGAAAGCCUUAAAAGUUUUUAUUUUUUAUGUUAAUAAUAUUUAAGACAGGUUUUGACUGUAUUAUUUCAAGAGAUUGUUAUUACGCGUAAAAAUAUACGCUCAAAUUAGAAGAAAAUUGUUAAAAAAAAUUUUUUUACGUGUAUUUCUUUCAGUUUACGUAUGCAACUGAAUGCCAGUAAUAGAUAAUUCAAAUCAGUACAUAUCUUAAAUUUUCAUAAUUUUCAUAAAUCUAUAGUGUUCAUCCUAUAUUAAUUACAUAACUUAAUUUUUUUUAGAAAUUACAAGAAAUUGCAGAAAAUUUCAUAUAAAUACUGCUUUUUAUCGAAGGAGGUUUAUUUGUACAAAAACAUAAAGAUUAAAUGUUAAAUUGUUGUAUGUAUGUAUUUUCAUUGUACAUAAAAAGUUAUGUGUACAAACUACAUUUUUGUAAUGCUAUUGCUGUUAAAUUUUAAUUAUCGUAAUAUCGAAUUUCCAUAUUGUGUUUUAGUAGACUUUUCGGAUAUCGAUUCGCAGGAUUUCAUCAUUGUAAGGACACGUUACUGGCAAGGAUUAUACACUCUUGAUUUUCAGAAUUGAGGGUUAUUAUCUUUUAAUGUUAAUUCUAAAUAUUUAUAGUAUGAUUGAUUAUCGUUUUUUAAUGACUAUCAUGGAAAUGGUAAAUCAUUAUCCUUGUCUGUAACAAUAAAGCAAUGUUGUGAUUUUCA
Molecule: messenger RNA, 5132 nt
Organism: Bombus huntii
Lineage: Eukaryota; Metazoa; Arthropoda; Insecta; Hymenoptera; Apidae
Product: CDK5 and ABL1 enzyme substrate 2
Exons: 10
Coding region: 318-1946 (542 amino acids)
Biological process (GO): regulation of cell cycle
Source: RefSeq, a predicted model, not a curated record